AUGUUGCCUGGUCUUGACCCGGCGGCAGCUACUUCACACGACGCUACAGACUCAACGUCCACUAUCGACGUAUCCGACCAUCAGCAAACGGGUUUGACACGAGAAUGGCGAUCCUGUGGACUGACUGCGUUAGCCGUUGCGUUUAUUGACGCGGAGGCUCUCUGGUUCGCGCCUCACAUCGUGUCGAGCUCGUAUGCAUCCCAUAGCCUACUACUCUCCGCCACGUCCGCUAUCGCAGGCGUAGUACUCGCGUCAGGGCUUCUCCUGUACCAUACCCGAAGAGAACUUGGAUAUAAGGUCGCUGCGCUCAAUGAUCAGACGAACAUGAACACCUCCUCACAGGCCCUACUCCUCAAUCUACCGUCGUACCUCACUCUCGUCUCGCUCGUUGGGCUGGCCUCGGCUGUGGCGAUCACGGCUUGGUUCGCGGCACCGAGAGUGUUCUUUGGCGUCUCGGCCGUUACAUUGGGAUUGGCGGGAGUUCGAUAUAUCGUUGGAAUUGGGACUGCGGUGGCAAGAUUGGCUCAUGAUCUGCGUGCGCGGAGUCGUGCUAUGCUCUGUAUGGACUCGGCUGUGCUCCUGGGGUGA
Peniophora sp. CBMAI 1063 is the source of this 588-nucleotide messenger RNA. Lineage: Eukaryota; Fungi; Basidiomycota; Agaricomycetes; Russulales; Peniophoraceae. The record is from the annotation of a GenBank genome assembly.